Messenger RNA from Bombus huntii, 6299 nucleotides. RefSeq names its product dynein axonemal assembly factor 10 (gene Wdr92). The transcript is spliced from 5 exons. The coding region runs from base 167 to 1240 and encodes 357 amino acids. The record is from RefSeq and is a predicted model, not a curated record. Gene Ontology annotation, molecular function: ubiquitin binding. NCBI's taxonomy places the organism in Eukaryota, Metazoa, Arthropoda, Insecta, Hymenoptera, Apidae.
AACGAUCUCCCUACUCCAUACUCACUACUUCCUAUUUCCUGUUCCCUAUUGAUCUCUGUUUAUGGAUACUUCAAAUACUUCAGAUACGUCAAAAUAAGUGCUGUCACAGUUUCACAAAUUUUAGCUAAGAACCAAGUAGUCUUGUUGUAUAGUCAACUUCGAAAGCAUGGAUAAAUUUGAGAAACCGCAGAUAAUUUGUCAUAUUGAGAAAUCGGUAAAUUAUUCCUUAUUCGACGCAAAAUGGAUUCCGUGCAGCGCAAAAUUUGUGGUUAUGGGCUCACGACCGCGAGGUAGCGGUAUUAUACAAAUCUAUGAAGUUUCCAGCGGCGAAUUAAAUCUUGUUAAAGAUAUCGAACGAUCUCAACCGAUAAAAUGCGGAACCUUUAAAGCAUCUAGCCUAAAAGACAGAUAUUUAGCAACUGGUGAUUUUCAGGGUAAAUUGAACAUCUACAACCUAGAAGACCCUUCGAUACCAAUUUAUACUACUGUUGCUCAUGAUGAGAUUAUAAACAGUAUCGAUGGUGUAGCUGGACAGAACAUUGGAUGCGGCGCACCGGAAUUAGUAACUGGCUCUAGGGAUGGAAGUGUUAAAGUCUGGGAUCCUAGGUUGAAAGGUCGGCCAGUUGCUGUAAUGGAACCUAAAGAGGGUGAAGAUCGUAGAGAUUGCUGGACAGUUGCAUUUGGAAAUUCAUACAAUUCUGAGGAACGAGUUGUAGCUGCUGGUUAUGAUAAUGGAGAUGUAAAAAUGUUUGAUUUGAAAGCAAUGGCUGUUUUGUGGGAAAGUAAUCUUAAAAAUGGAGUUUGUAGCAUUGAAUUUGAUAGGAAGGAUAUUCCAAUGAAUAAAUUAAUAGCUACCACUUUGGAGUCAAAGUUUUAUUUGUUUGACUUAAAAACUCAGCAUCCUAAAAAAGGAUUUACUUAUCUAACUGAGAAGGCACAUAAUGCAACAGUAUGGUUAGUUAGACAUUUGCCCCAAAAUCGUGAAAUAUUUGUUACUUGUGGUGGAGGAGGAAGCCUUUGUUUAUGGAAAUAUAAUUAUCCAAAGAAACGAAAAAUAGUAGACGUAGAUGGCAUUGGCCGCGGAGUCGUCGGUGAUCUAACUCUUUUACAAAACACUAUUGUUUCAUCACAACCUGUUAGUUCCCUAGAUUGGAGUCCAGACAAACAGGGUUUGGCUGUUUGCACUGCAUUUGAUCAAUGUUUGAGGGUAAUUAUCACCACAAAACUUAAUACUUUCUAAGAAAAAGUAUAAAUUCAUGUUCUAAUUAAUUAUAAAAAAAUAAAAUAUUUAUAUUAUGUUAUUUAAUAUUAUUCAGUAUGAAACGUUCACUAAUGCAAUAGAAAUGAGAUAAAACUGUAAAUAAACAUCAAUUUUCUUACUUUAUAUAAUUUGAUGAAAUAAAAUGAAUAAAAUAAAAAUUAAUAUUCUACAAAAUUUUUCAUUAAAUUCAAAUUAAAUUGUCUGGAAUUCUUGGUUAUCUAAGAAUCUAAAUUACCGACUGCGAAGGAAAUUUUCAUCACGAUGGCGACACUUGUGGUUCGUUAAAUAUCGAUUUUUGUCUCCGUAUACAUGUGCACGCGUUGCGCAACUUCGCGGUACGGACGACCAGAUAAAAGCGAAUUAUAUGUCAUCGGGCCAAUCUAUUUAGAAUCAAACCCUUAUUAAGUGGCAGCCAUCUUAUAGUGCGAUAUGUUAUGCAACAUCAGACCGCCAUGUUGAGGCGCGAGACGUAUCCACGCCAAGUGGUACUUAUGCUACAUUGUUCGAGCCAGCCUCGGUCAGCUCACAUUCAGCCAUACAAGCAGUUCCGCUGGUGGAUUCCAUAAUAGAAACGCAGUUUCUUCCUGAUGCUAGGGAUUUUUUAAGUGCACCAUCGUGUACGUGCUUUUAUAACGAUUUAUGACGAUUACGAGGUACAUAAUAAUAAACGAUGAGUUUAAAAACAUCAAUGUAUUAUUGUAUAAAGUAGGUGAAUAUUAUUUUAUAAUUCAAAAUCAAAAAAAUUAUAAUUCAAAAUAAUAAAGAUAAUCCUAACCUUACUACGAUAUUAGUCAUUUUCUUAAGUUUUUAGAUUUGCCAAUUUUCAAAAAUAUUUUCAUCAUUGUCGAUUAUUCAGAACUCAUUUUAUUGAAAUGAAAUCUUGUGCUUUAUGAAGCGAGAUUAUGUAUUUACUAAUGUAUUUUCCAAGAACAUUAAUGUGUAGAUUCAAAUACAAUACUACGUAAAAUAGCUUUAAAAUUUGUUUACGGUUUAAUGUAAAUUAUUCGAAAUUUUGUUUUCCAAAGUUUACCAAUAUUGUAAGAACUAGUAGCAAGAAAUUAUAUAGCCUGUGAUGGAACUUUGACCGCAGUUUAUUGACAGAAUUAUAAAUGAGAAAGAAUCCAAAAAUGAACUGUUAUUAUUCAAUUUUCAAUAUAAAGACGUCAACAUUUUGUUCACUAUCCUCUCUCUUUCUUUUUUACAAAAUUAACCUCCGAUGAUACAUUACAAGAUAUAAAAUGUUUCUAGCAAGUGAAAAAAAAAUUAUCCACGUUACAUCUCAGAGUUCAAAGAAAUAAUACACAUCCGCUAACGAUCCAAGGAUAUUUAAAUAAACUGAGCAAUACACAUGUUUAGGAAGUUACGCUGCUAUCGAUUGACCUUGCUCCCAAAUUUCUCACCAUCCAUAGUAAGAGAGCUGAUUAUUUUUAACCGAAGUAUUCUUGGUUUCUGCCCCCUCCUUUCCGUCUAUUGGCUAACCCUCUUCUCCUCAUCCCUUGUUCAAUUAAUCCAUCUCUAUAUUAAACUUCUCAGAUAUUGGAUGACUUAUCUUCAAUGUGACAUUGACAGUGGCAUGUUGUGUAGAGUAAAUAUUAAAAAAAUAAGAUGUUUUAGUAGAGUAAACAUAUGCCAUUAUUAUUCUUCAACCAUAUUAUAUAUAUUACUUUUUAUAAGUAAUAACUAAUUAACUAUGAUUAACUUUGAUUCAUUAUUCAAAUUCUUUCUCAUAUUAUAAUUGCAUGAUUUCCAAGUCUCAAAAUAUGAAUUAAUAUUAUAAUAAAAUUUAGGAUUAAAAUUAUGAAUAUUAUUAAGGAAUACUAAUUAAAUUUUUUAAGUAAAUCUGUUUUACUUUUUAAAUACGUAUGUUUAAAACUAAACGUAAAUAUUGUUUAUAUAAAAAAAGUGCAAUAUGCAUGAAAUAUAUACAAAAUAAUUAUGUAUGUACCUCGUACAUCGAGUAUGUCCGGAAGGGAAGGAAAAAGAGCAUUUCUACCGGGUCAAGAAUAACUUGCUAAAAUGAUAUUGAGGUUCCGGGAAGCAACGACUUUGAGAGGUGGCGGUAUGAAAUGAAAUGAUGAGAAGGAUGCGGCACAGUAUAUGAUUUUUAUUGUCAUUACAAUUACAAUGAGCAGCGACAAAAAGUGAUGACAGUUUGAGAUAAUAGUGGUCGACAAUAUCACUGCUAUAUUUAUAAUGGUUUACUUAUGUUACCCUAAUAUAUCAGCGACAACAGUGUUUUAAAUUUCUCAAAAAUCUUUCUUUUAUAUUAUCCUUAGAUAUUCAUAUAUUUAUAUAUGAAAAUAUUGUUCAAAAUUCAAUCACAUAAAAAUAGAUAGAUAAAUUUCAACGUUCUUCAACGAUAGAAAUCAACGCUCUUGAAAGUUUCGCGAAAGUUCACUAGCACCACCACCCAUAAUGGACCUUAAGUAGAAGAUCCAUGUCAUUUAUAGAUAGGAAUUUGUUUGAAACACUCUUGUCGCUAAUCAGAUCUAUAUAAGAAUAAUUAAUCGAAAAUUAUAUAAGUUAUAUAAUUAAUAGACUGUAAAUAUUUAUGAAAAGUCAUACUUUUAUGAAUAUAAUAAAAAAUGGAAUCUGCAAUUUUCAGAAUGCAAUUUUCUUAUUUACAAAAUAUCAUAACAUAUUAUAUUUUACGCAUUCUCUAUAUAAUUGUGCAUCUUCAAAUUUCCCCUACAUGCAUAAAAAUCCGCAGUCCAAUAAUUGAUUUCACGAUGAAUGAACUUGAACAAAGAAAGUCAUCAAUUGGUGCACGCAUCUUAUGCAAUGUGCCAGAAACUGAAAUGUGUCAGAAGUUGUAAAAAGUCCAGAAAGUGGUGAAACGAAUAAGUCACAGGUAUAAAUAUCGCCUAUGCGCAAACGAUGUCCGACGGCCGAGAGCGAUGAGGAAAAAAUGAGAGCAAAAGAACAAAAAAAAGAAAACAAGUCGACCGCGAACCGAUACUCUCGUUUACACGCUCCACCGACUCUUUUAUUCAACUCUUCCAAGAACACGUAAUCAUUUACGAUAUAUACAAGAAAGACAAAAAUGCAAAAAAUGAAAGAUCGAAGGAGUGGCUACUUAUCAUAGAAAAUUUUUAUGUAUAUAUUAUGUGCUAUAUAAAACAUUUCGAAAGUCCAUGAUCACUAAAAUGAAAGAAGGACACCAUGAUUAUAUCGGUAAAAUUUGGAACUAAUCUAGAAAAGUAUAUAUAAGUAACGUUUAUUGCAAGGUAUCUGAUAAAAAGUUAGUAUACAGCACGAAUCUCCAAUAUAUAAGUUAAAUGGUGUAACAAUAACUAAUUAAAAAUAGUUCUACUGAAUAUUAAGGCUUAUUAACAAUACAAUGGAUAAUUGUUUAAAUACUUUUGUGAUCCUUGCGGAAUAUUGUAUAUAGUUGGAAUAAAUACCUUAUAGUUACUACAUAGAUUCUCAGUUUUGCUUCAAACUUCAUCAAUGUAAUCGUUAUAAUACUAAUGAAAUUUCGAAAUGUUCAAUAUAAAAUAUAUACAAUACAUUCGUAAAAGGUUUCUAGAAGCAUUCGAAUGUUUUCGUGAGCCACUGUAUGUUAUAGAAAAUAUCACACGCGUUGACUUUAUGCUAAAGUCGGAGAAAUUCUUUUGCUGAGCAAACGUGUCAGAGAUUUAUUGCGACACAAGCGCCACGGUGGGCCAAACAGGUUUCCCAUAUCUCGUGCGUACGUCUGUAUCGCGCGUGGUUCACGGUAUUGUGUCGCACGGACGUAACUAUCGUGAAAUCUGUACCAGCCAUGAACUCCACAAUACCUAUUGUGCCAUUGACGCAGAAAAAUGACUCGCGUUCGAGAAUUUCGCAUUAUUGACGGCGUGUCUUUGAUGCUUUCCACUAGUUUUAUUCUUGGCUACCGUGAGUUAUAUGUCACUAGAUUUAAAUACCAGUCGUUAUGAGGUUUUAAGGCUUACAUUGAUAUGAAAACUACACGGGGAAGACUUGACAUGUCCAUUUUUAAGAAUUUUAUAACUUUUAGGUCACCUGGUAGUUGAAAAAAAUUAUUUUUAUAAAGGGUAGAACCUGACGAAUUCAAAAAUAGGUGAAAAUAGAUGAUAAAUCCACAAUAUUUUUUUUAGAUUUGGUACUAUUAUAAAGUAUGUACAAUAAUAAUUGCCGGUGGUAUUACAAUAUUAAUGCGAGGCAUUAUAAGCGGUGUACUAAUUAAUUUUGCUUUUUCUUAUUGUGGUAGAAUUUUUUAUGCUUAUUUAUGUUUCUAUGUAUGUAUAAUAUACACUCAUAAGUAUUCACUUUGAUCGAUUUGUAAAUAAGUGAAUUUUACCAAAAUGUACAAAUUGAAUGAGUAAUUAGAAGCAGUUGUAUAUAGUUACUAUAUAUUUCGUAUAGACAGGAUUUUAAGAGACAUAUAGCAUGAGGUACAGAAUUUUAAACCAGAAUAUAAACCACAUGUAACGUGCAUACAAGUAUUCUCUGGCCUGGUCUUUUAAGAGGAAAACUGUACUGGUUUACCUGGCUUAAUUUAAAAUUAGCAUGCAGUCGCUUUUAUUCACUUAACCUCGCUUGUGCAGUAUUUGCUAUGUACCAGUUAAUACAUAUAUACUUAUAUAGAUCGUGUAAUGUGAUUUUCCAACAUUAUCAAAGAUAAAAUAUGUUUGUGUGUAUAUGUGUAUACACAUAUGUUCAAGAUGUGUAUAUGUUUCGUUAUGGAUGCUCUACACUCUCGUUUUAGAUUUUAAAUUUCGCAAUCUCAUUCUACAUCCCAAAUUUAACUUGCUGCUGUAUACACGCAUACACACACAUACACAGAUUCGGCGUGCACACUCUGGCACGAUAUGCGUCGUUAAACAGGAAAUUUCGAUCUGGACUACUAUCCGAUUUAUUUCUUAUUUUAUCACUAUUUCAUAUUUUCUCCUCAUCCUCAAUUAAAAUCUAUUCUUACAUUAAAAAUACAGCUUAAAUAAAAUAGCAAGAUAUUUUUUAUCACAUUCCUAUGCUUCUCAGGUAAAAAAUCAUAAUGUUAUAUAUAGCUAAUUGGAAUUAAAGUUUAACUGCUACU